Botrytis sinoallii is the source of this 847-nucleotide messenger RNA. RefSeq lists its product as uncharacterized. The record is from RefSeq and is a predicted model, not a curated record. Gene Ontology annotation, biological process: mitochondrial respiratory chain complex I assembly. The transcript is spliced from 2 exons. Gene Ontology annotation, cellular component: mitochondrial inner membrane. Lineage: Eukaryota; Fungi; Ascomycota; Leotiomycetes; Helotiales; Sclerotiniaceae. Bases 1 to 381 code for a protein of 126 amino acids.
AUGGGGUUUUUAAGGGUGGGAAAUGGAGGGGAGGGGCUGGGGUUUUGUUGGUGGGGGGUGAGGCGUUUGGGUGGAAGCCCUUGGGUUGGGGGUGCGAAGGAGGGGGAGGAGUUGGAAUUGGUUAAUAAGAAGGGUCAAUUUGAGUGCGGGGAUGAGGCGUGGGGUGUGCUGAGGUGUGUGUGGCCUAGACCUGAUCUUUUAAUCCUCGGCCUAGGAAAAGAUAUGCGACCUAUAUCCCCCAAAACCCGCGCAUACAUCAAUGGCCUAGGAAUUCAAAUAGAAAUCGCAGAUACAAGGAACGCAGCCGCGCAAUUUAACCUGCUGGCGACGGAACGAGGGGUUGGAAGUGUGGCGGGAGCAUUGAUGCCGAUUGGACGGUAAAUGAGGAGGGUUACAGGUAAUAUGGCAUUGGUGUCUACGAAAUGAACAGAUAUAUAUUUGUACGGCUAUGGGGUAUAGAAAAUGAUAAUACAUGACGAUAAUAUACUCAAUGGACUAGAGAUGGGACGAAGGACUAUUAUCUCCAUGAAAAUAUUUCGGGGAGAAAAUGAGGAUAUUGUAAAUCAAUAGGAUGGCGGACACUGGAGAUUCAUGUCGUGAAGAUAGAAUAUCUCGCCCGUUGUAUACUGUACAUCGCAGCUCCAGGGAGUUAGUUGAUGGUGUGUUCUAUUGUAUCAUGACAUUUGUAUCGAUUCCAGGCUCGAUAUGUUGACGAAGUGUGGAGAUAUGCAUAUCAGUGAGUACAAAAGUAAGAUUACAAAAGUAUGAAUACACAAUUUCGAAUGCAAAUUUCGAAUCUAGGCAGUUGUAAUAAGAUUACUUGAUGAAACGCAAAAUGUUCACCUGG